GGAGUCGGAGCCAUGGAGCCGCCGCUGCCGGGCUAGGGAGGGCUGGCGCCGCGGGGCCCGCGGCGAUGGCGGGCUACGCGCGUCGCCCCGGCGUCGCCCCGCUGUCCCGGGCCCGGAGCCUCGUCAUUCCGGACGCUCCCGCGUUCUAUGAGCGCCGGUCUUGUCUCCCCCAGCUAGACUGUGAGCGCCCCCAAGCCAGGGACCUGGAGUCCCACUUCUUCGGCAUUCGGCCGACGUUUAUGUGCUAUGUGCCCAGUCCGGUGCUAGCUUCCGUGGGAGACACAGAUUUGGGCUAUGGAAAGGGGAAAGGCACUAUGCACGGUCCAUCAGGAGCCCAGAACACACACUUUGGAGGUGAGAAACUUGGAGAUCUUGAAGAGGCAAAUCCAUUCUCCUUUAAAGAGUUUCUGAAAAGCAAGAACCUUGGCCUGUCGAAAGAGGAAACUGACAGCAGAAUUUAUUCAAAGGAAGCCACGAGGCACUCGCUGGGACUCGGCCGCAGCUCCCCCACCUCCCAGGCCAUGGGGUAUGGCCUGGAGCAUCAGCAGCCGUUUUUCGAAGACCCGACGGGGGCUGGCGACCUCCUGGACGAGGACGAGGACGAAGGGUGGGACGGGGCCUACCUGCCGUCUGCCGUAGAGCAGACCCACUCCUCCAGGGUUGCCGCCAGCACGUCGCCCUGCAGCACCUAUGUCUCCUUUUUCUCCAACCCGUCGGAGCUGGUGGGGCCUGAGUCUCUGCCUCCGUGCAUGCUGAGCGACUCCGACUCCCGCGUCUCCCCAGCCGGGAGCCCCAGCACCGACUUCACAGUCCACGGAGAGUCUCUGGGGGACAGGCACCUUCGGACGCUGCAGAUAAGCUACGAAGCACUGAAAGAUGAAAAUUCUAAGCUAAGAAGAAAGCUGACCGAGCUUCAGAGCUUCUCUGAAACGCAAACAGAAAUAGCAAAAUCAACCCCACUUGACAAUGGAGCAGCAGAGCUGUCAGACGGCCCCAGGGCGCCCCUGACCGCCAGCCAACUGGCAUCCAGCUCUGAGGUGGUUGCCUCACAGCUGUUCCUCCCAAGGGUGAGGACGCUCGAGCGGAAGUUAGAAGCGAAAAUGAUCAAGGAGGAGAGUGACUACCAUGACCUGGAGUCGGUGGUGCAGCAGGUGGAGCAGAAUCUGGAGCGCAUGACCAAACGGGCAGUAAAGGCCGAAAAUCACGUCCUAAAACUGAAACAGGAAAUCAGCUUGCUCCAGGCGCAGGUCUCUAACUUCAAGCACGAGAACGAAGCCCUGCGGUCAGGCCAGGGUGCCAGCCUGGCAGUGGUGAAGCAGAACACCGACGUGGCCCUGCAGAACCUCCGCGUCGUCAUGAACAACGCGCGCGCCUCCGUCAAGCAGCUGGUUUCUGGAGCUGAAACGUUGAAUCUUGUUGCUGAAAUCCUUAAAUCUAUAGACAGAAUUUCUGAAAUUAAAGAUCAGGGGGAGGAGUCUUGAGACCCACGGAGGUGCUUCCAGCUCACAGCUCUGUUUACAUCCUGAAACCAUUACCCGAUGGAUUCCAACAUGCCACCAUGUCUCUGAAUGUGGAGUCUUCACACACAGUAAAGAUACCUAUCACAAGAUACUAAUUUCACGGCCUGGAACAGUAUCAUGAGCCGCACACAGGGAGGAGCAGCCCCUGGGUGCGAGAGCCGCACCUGUGCUCCGUGUAGCCCUCCUUGGUGAGCUACGGGUGCUGAUCAUCUGCUGGAAGACAUUUCUAUAAAAGCCGGUGCUUUUUUUUAGAGUUACUAAACAAAAACAGCAAUUCUGUGAUGAGUGUUUUCCAUUGUCAUUCUAGAAUAUGAACUGUAAGAUAAGUUCAGUUGAUCGUCUUUGCUUUCGUAAGUAGAGAAAAACACUAAAUGAGUCACAACGUAAGCGCUCGCCUCAAACAGGGACCUGUGCCUUACUGGCGGUGCUCUGCACCCCCUCUGGCUCACAGCCCACUCCUUCAGCUUCAGGGUGGGGGUGGGGGCUCCUGUGGUUGGUGACCUGAGCGUGGAUGCCCCACGAGGUGGUUGCCAUUAUCUUCCCGCAGGGAUCAAGGUCAGCACGGGCAUUCCACGGUGGGGCACCACCUAAGUGCACUGGAAAACUGGUUUUGGCUGGAGGGUUUUGCUACUCAUUCCAAGCGGCAUCUUGUAGGAUGACAUGUAGGAUUCAGGGACUUGGAGCGAGGCAGAGCCUUCCCAGGUCAGGGCGAUGUCUCCCCGGGUGCCUUUCCAAUCCCUUCCUGUUGGAGGGGAGGCGUAACAUGCACUAGAUGCCUUUUUGGCUGUUUUCCUACGGAUGUUAUUUUUUUAACUAAACGUCCUUUUUGCAUCCUGUUCAAAUUGACAGUUUUCUUAUUUAAUAAAUUCUAAAAUUCA
Orcinus orca (killer whale) is the source of this 2398-nucleotide messenger RNA. RefSeq names its product endosome associated trafficking regulator 1 (gene ENTR1). Lineage: Eukaryota; Metazoa; Chordata; Mammalia; Artiodactyla; Delphinidae. The record is from RefSeq and is a predicted model, not a curated record. Bases 66 to 1481 code for a protein of 471 amino acids. Gene Ontology annotation, cellular component: midbody; early endosome; recycling endosome. Gene Ontology annotation, biological process: positive regulation of protein localization to cilium; regulation of cytokinesis; positive regulation of cilium assembly. The transcript has 11 exons.